AUGUCACGUGACCAAUCACCUUUCUUUAUGACUCCCUCUCUCGCAGCAGUAAACAGAAAGUCAGAAACCGCUCCAAAUUCUCUCCCUCUCGCUCAUGCGAAAGAAAGUGAUGAAGUGUGGUUUCUUGGAUCUACAAUGCCGAACCAGAGGCUGCACUCAUGUUUUACAGUGAUUGUGUUCUUGGCGAUUCUUGCUUUGCAAGCUUGUGCUUCUACUAAUCCUCCUGAUGAACAUGAUGAUAUACAGUCAUUCAUAGCACUUCAAGAUCUAUACAAGGCAGGAGUAACCUGUUGUGCAUACUGGACCGAAAGCAAACACAAAACAAGCAGAUUUACGUGGUUCCCCAAAACCGAGUACGUCCACGGAGACAGCAGAUUGUAUAUUAAUGGAGGAAUGAUACAAACACUCAACUCAACCCAAUACAACCCACAAAAAACCAGUGUUUCACUCUUACACUCUUUUCUCUCAAAUCUUCACUUGCACUCACUCUCCCAGUUGCACUCACCACACUUCUCUGCACACUUCUUGCACACACACUGCACUCUUCCUCUCUCGUUCUUGUCUUCAGUCUUGAAUCUGUUUACAUGA
Molecule: messenger RNA, 588 nt
Organism: Populus nigra (black poplar)
Lineage: Eukaryota; Viridiplantae; Streptophyta; Magnoliopsida; Malpighiales; Salicaceae
Exons: 3
Coding region: 1-588 (195 amino acids)
Source: RefSeq, a predicted model, not a curated record